Messenger RNA from Periophthalmus magnuspinnatus, 2839 nucleotides. RefSeq names its product growth differentiation factor 6a (gene gdf6a). The record is from RefSeq and is a predicted model, not a curated record. Gene Ontology annotation, cellular component: extracellular region. Gene Ontology annotation, biological process: BMP signaling pathway; SMAD protein signal transduction. NCBI's taxonomy places the organism in Eukaryota, Metazoa, Chordata, Actinopteri, Gobiiformes, Gobiidae. Bases 48 to 1352 code for a protein of 434 amino acids. The transcript is spliced from 2 exons. Gene Ontology annotation, molecular function: growth factor activity; cytokine activity.
AAACAAAGCAAAACCUCACUCAAACGGUUCAUCAUCUUUUUUCAGUCAUGGACGCGACUCUCCACAUAACGCUUUUUCUGGGCUUUAUUUUUGCUUUCCUUGGGAAUAUACCGUGCUUUCAGUCUGCAGCUAUCAUCUCCCCAUCCACACCAAGAAGGCACCGAAUAACUAAAGCCUUGCAUCAGGACGGACAAAGGUCACACAAACUAUUGAAAGACAUUUUCUCGUAUUCAAAUACAGUAGGGAACCAGUUUCAUCAUCACAAAGACGAGUUUAAAGACGGCAUUGUGCCGCACGAAUACAUGCUUUCUAUUUACCGGACUUAUUCAGCCGCAGAGAAGCUCGGACUAAAUGCAAGCUUUUUUCGCUCGUCCAAGUCUGCUAACACCAUAACGAGUUUUGUGGACAGAGGAACAGACGAUCUUUUGCACUCUCCACUGCGAAGACAAAAGUACACGUUUGAUGUCUCAACUCUUUCGGACAAAGAGGAGCUGGUUGGUGCGGAAUUAAGGAUAUUUAGGAGAUCGUUGGGAGAUGUGCACAGUUCCCUUGGCCUCUACGACAUCCAGCUCUCCCCAUGCCGCUCGGACUCGCUGCUAGACUCCAGGUCUCUGGACCCUCUGGACGCCACCAAAGCGGGAUGGGAGGUUUUAGACGUGUGGGAAAUGUUUAAAAUGUACCCUCACAAACAUCAGCAAAUCUGCCUCCAACUGAGGGUCACUCUGGGUAAAACGGACGCUGAGGUGGAUCUGAGACAGCUGGGUUUGGAUAGAGCAGGCAGGUCUCAGCAGGAGAAGGCCUUACUGGUGGCGUACACCCGCUCAAAAAAGAGAGAAAAUCUGUUCAAUGAAAUGAAGGAGAAAAUCAAAUCGAGGAGAUCAGUGACUGAUAGAGAUGGUGCGGAUGGAGCAGUUAUUAGAGCCUUAGCUGAGGAGGAGGGCGUUUCAAUGCGGACUGUGAGGGGAGAAGGCCUGAGGAGGAGGAGAAGGACCGCGCUGAGCAAUAGACACGGCAAGAGACACGGGAAAAAGUCCAAAUCCAGGUGCAGCAAAAAAGCACUGCACGUGAACUUCAAAGAGCUCGGCUGGGACGACUGGAUCAUCGCGCCUCUGGAUUACGAAGCGUACCACUGCGAGGGAGUAUGUGACUUCCCGCUGAGGUCACACCUGGAGCCCACCAACCACGCCAUCAUACAGACGCUUAUGAACUCUAUGGACCCCAACAGCACGCCUCCGAGCUGCUGCGUGCCCACCAAACUCAGCCCCAUUAGUAUCUUGUACAUAGACUCUGGUAACAACGUGGUCUACAAACAGUACGAGGACAUGGUGGUGGAGCAGUGUGGGUGUAGGUAGCGGACCUUCAGCUUCCAUUAAGCGUUCACUGAUCCCAUUGUUUGGCUAAAAGGUGCUUUCCCCCCAAAAUUAACGACGCGCCUUAAUUUAAAGGGAUGCACAUAGGCUGCUAUUUAUUUUCACACCAGAGUGUUCCUUUUCACCCACCAGUCUAUCAAGCAGGCUUUUGUUCCCCGCGGUGCCUUAAAAGUGGCGUCCAAACUGUGCACCUGUUCCGUGCUAAGGCCAGGGGACUCGGGACGCGGUUGGUCCGUGUGAUGUGAAUGCGCUGUUGUAUCUUUGCCAAUGUGCACACUUAUUCUGGACGCUUUUGGUUGUGUGCAUCUUUCCAAAGGCCAGUAAUUGUGUUACUGUCCAUCUGGGGUCAAUGGGAAGCCCCCGAGUAACAAGUGCAUAUUUCGCCCCCGACGAAAAAGAAGGGGCAAAAAGUCUAUGAACCAAACACACAGAGACACACAAGUGAAGAUAAUGCCUGCAUGAGAUUUAGCACUGACACGGGGCGCACAUAUAGGGACAGUGUUGGAGCGUGAUACAUAUAGGACAUAAAGGCUAUUUCUAUUUGGACUGGUGCGUAAUAAUACAGAUUAUUGAACAAGAUUAUUGAUCAGAAAGUAAAGCGUAUUAUUGUGGCAUUGACAGAUCAUAAUGAAUGAAGAAGCCUAAGCUAUUUUACCUACAUUCUACUUAGUUCGUUUUGGCUGAAAAAUGACUUUACAACCAAAUCUUAAAAGUUGUCAGCCAAAAUUAAGUCUUAGCCUGUAUAGUUUUGUCUUGGACGAAUGUUUGUAAAACACAAUUGGAUUUAUUACCGGUAAAAUCCGAUGUAUGGCAAAAAUAGGCCUAUCUUGGAACAGAGAGGGAAGUUGAAAGCCUUCAAAAAGAACGAGGAUGGACUCGCUGUUGAGAGAGUGAGUGGGUCCCUAUAAAAAGCACACAAUACUGAGGCAUCUUUACUCAAUGCACUUCCACUGAGAGAGACUGAUGAAUAGAUAUAUAAAAAGAAAGACUCGAUACGAGACAAUAUUUAAAUGCACAUUAGCUUUGAAUGCACUGCUGUUCAUUAUUUCUUUGUGUAUAAUAUUUGUAAAUAAUCUAGAAAGUGCAACAAAUGGAGAAAUGAACAAGCGGCAUUUCUUUGUAAAUAUACAAAUGCACUCAAAUUGGUAUAAUUUUUAUUCUAUAAUUAUUUUAUUAUUUGUGAUGUACAGAGUUUCAUGAUAAUCAUAUAUUUCUUACAUUGAUGAGAGUAAUUUAAGGUGUACUAUUAGAUGUGUCUGUUGUUUUGCAGAGAGUGGAAAAUACCGUCCAUAUUGUCUACCUCAUAAUUGCUUCAUAGGAUCUGAGUUUGAGGUGCAUUCACUUAGAGUGUAAAGAGCUUUUUUCAAUGAUAUACUUUAAGAUCAUUUAUAUACAUAUAUUACUGGAUAAUAUUUCACACCAUUACUGUACAAAUAAAAUCUAAUUGAAAUGACCCACCCCAGUUUUCA